AUGAGGUUUGCAGUUGGGCAACUGGAAAUGCUGGGUGGUGGACUCGAAGUUGGUGAGGCGGAAAUGUCCGAGCAACAACAGCUCACAGGAGAUCUGGAUUUUGGGGCCAUGAACAAGGCCAACAAACGAAAACUUGCUAUGUACGCUGAGGCCAGUCCUGGGUGCACCGUUUACGUGAUUCUGAAGAUGGCCAAGCCGCUCUUGCGGCUUCUGUGUGGGUUCAUUUGGUUGAGCAGUGAACAGUUUGAUAUCUGCCAGGACACGGCAGCUGCCAGGAAUGACCCUCGAUCCUACAGAGUUACUGAAGCUGCUCAGCAAACCUAUUUGAGCAAGUUCAGGCAGCAGGUUGAUCACCUCAUGCAGACCGAGCAUAUGUUGCUGCCCGCCACUGGCUGCACAGUGGCCAUGCGUGCAUUAAUGUUUCGAUUGCUUUCACGCUGUUCCUGUGCCGUUCACCAAUAUCUGACUGUGUCACAUCGGAAUUGCCCAUACCGUGUCUUCAAGGCAUUGACUGGGCAAGCAACGGAGGUUGAGGACAUUCCACUCUGCCUCCAAGAUGACCUGACCAAAGCAAUCCUUGCGGAUUUUCCGACUUACAGCGAAUUGCAAUCGGAGGAGUGCCAACAAAUACUUUCCUCCAUUGCACAUUCAUUCCAACUUGACAUUCUGAACAUAGAAGCUGCUCAUGCUUCAACACGCCGUUUGAUAACGUUGAGGUCGGUCCAGACGUGGGCCUUGUCAAUGGAACAGCUCAAUGCGGAGUGGGUCUUGAGGAGUUUGGUCUCCUUGAGGGAACCUUUCAUGCCCUCUGGCCUGAUGUCUGUGAAUUAUCAGAUGAGGAAGAAACGGAAGCGCCAGGAGGCUGCUGCACAUCAGCCCAAGAUUCGAGAUGACGGCAAACAAAAAAUCGGACAUGGGGGCACUUGGAGAGCGUUUAUGCAUCGAAAUUUGAAAGGCGUCAAGUUCAAGCAGGCCAGCAGGGACACUGAGUGGUCACUGUUGGAGCAUCUGGGUUUGCUCGCGACUCUUGCUGGACAGCAGGGAGCAGUGCCAUUUCCAGCAGUGCCCAAAGCACAAGGGCCAAACCCACACAUCCUUCAGGACGACUCCGGCUCCGGGGCUGUGGUUCCUUUUGAAACAACAGGUGAUGUGGUGCAAGCAGAACUGCGACAACUUAAGCAGGAGUCUCGAGUGCAACGUUCGCUUGGGGAGACGGAACGUGAACAGAUGGCAGCCGAUGUUGUGGAGGCUUCCAAGAUGCAUCACGACCUGCUCAGUGCUCAGCAGGGUCAGUCUUCUGCCUUGGUUGGUGCCUUGGGUAGUGGGGCUUAUCGCUGCCUGCCAGGGCACUUUGGUCAACCGGAUGUGGCCUACUUCAGUGCGCCAGCCGAUCUGUUGGUGAAGGAGGUCUUCAAGCAGACUUCGUCGGUUCGCAAAAAGUAUGGCCACGGAUUGUGGACCGCUUUGAUGACUGAGUGGCAGUCACUUAAUCGACUGGUUCGACAUUCUGAACACGAAGCUGUACAGGUGGGUGAGACUUCGAAGUCGAUGUGCCUCGAGCAGGGCACAUGUGUCUGCAAGAGCUCUGUGUGGCAUUACCAUUGCAAGUUCGUUGCUUUGAUGUGCAAGCCGCACUUCCUGCCCAAGCGUGACAGUAACCAAUCGAAAGCACGAGCCCAGGGCCCAGAAACCAUCCCACAGCCAGCAGGUCCAUCGGCCCGCUUGACAGGAUCUGCGCCAAGCGAACCCAAGGUCAAGAAGAAAGCUGUGAAAACACCCCACCGUAUCUUGGCGGAGCAAGGCUUCUUGGUGGUUCGUGUCUCAGCUUGCAAGGGGAGGAUCACAUGGCACGCGGACAACUCUUGGGUGCAGCUUGCAGCCAGAAGUGCAGGCCGUGGAGACCAGUCUGCCGAGCUUCCUGCUAUCACAGAUGGUCAGACAGGUGUGGAGCAAGAGGAG
This is a messenger RNA of Symbiodinium necroappetens, 1959 nucleotides long. NCBI's taxonomy places the organism in Eukaryota, Dinophyceae, Suessiales, Symbiodiniaceae. The record is from the annotation of a GenBank genome assembly.